Penicillium manginii is the source of this 1617-nucleotide messenger RNA. Its product is annotated as isocitrate lyase 1. The transcript has 5 exons. NCBI's taxonomy places the organism in Eukaryota, Fungi, Ascomycota, Eurotiomycetes, Eurotiales, Aspergillaceae. The record is from RefSeq and is a predicted model, not a curated record. Gene Ontology annotation, molecular function: isocitrate lyase activity. Gene Ontology annotation, biological process: carboxylic acid metabolic process. Bases 1 to 1617 code for a protein of 538 amino acids.
AUGGGUCUCCACGAAGAUGAGGACCGCAAGUUUGCGGAGGAUGUCCAGGCCGUCAAGAACUGGUGGAGCGACUCACGAUGGCGCUUCACUAAGCGGCCUUUUACCGCUGAAGCAAUCGUCGCUAAGCGUGGCACUUUGACCGUCCAAUACCCUUCCGCUGUUCAGGCCAAGAAGCUCUGGAGCACCUUGGAGAACAACUGGCAGACCAAGCAAGCUAGCUACACCUAUGGCUGCCUCGAACCCACAAUGAUUACCCAGAUGUGCCAGUUCCUUGACACUAUCUACGUUUCUGGCUGGCAGAGCUCCUCAACAGCUUCGUCCACGGACGAGCCCUCCCCCGAUCUGGCUGAUUACCCGAUGGACACUGUGCCCCGCAAGGUCAACCAACUGUUAAUGGCACAGCUCUUCCACGACAGGAAACAGCGCGAGGAGCGCAUUACUACCCCCAAGGACCAGCGCUCCAAGGUCGCAAAUGUCGACUACCUGCGUCCCAUCAUUGCUGAUGCUGACACUGGUCACGGUGGACUGACCGCCGUUAUGAAGCUCACCAAGCUGUUCGUUGAGCGCGGUGCGGCUGGUAUUCACAUUGAGGACCAGGCUCCUGGUACCAAGAAGUGCGGCCACAUGGCCGGUAAGGUGCUGGUUCCCAUCAGCGAGCACAUCAACCGUCUGGUUGCUAUCCGUGCCCAGGCCGAUAUCAUGGGCUCCGACCUUCUGGCCAUCGCCCGUACCGACUCCGAGGCUGCCACUUUGAUCACCUCGACUAUUGACCACCGUGAUCACGCAUUCAUCGUCGGUGCCACCAACCCCAACCUCCAACCUCUGAACGACCUGAUGGUCGCUGCCGAGCAGUCCGGCAAGAACGGUGCUGAGCUUCAGGCUAUUGAGGAUCAGUGGACCACUCAGGCUGGUCUCAAGCUGUUCGAGGAGGCUGUCAUUGACACCAUCAACGCCGGUGUCUCUGGCAACAAGCAAGGUCUGGUCGAGCAGUACCGCAAGGCUGCCAAGGGCAAGAGCAACACCGAGGCCCGCGCUAUUGCCAAGGGCAUCACCGGAGUUGAUAUCUUCUGGAACUGGGACUCUCCCCGCACCCGUGAGGGCUUCUACCGCUACAAGGGUGGCACUCAGUGCGCUGUCAACCGCGCGAUUGCCUACGCUCCCUUCGCCGAUCUCAUCUGGAUGGAGAGCAAGCUGCCUGACUACAAGCAGGCCAAGGAGUUCGCCGAUGGUGUGCACGCUGUGUGGCCCGAGCAGAAGCUCGCUUACAACCUGUCGCCCUCGUUCAACUGGAAGAAGGCGAUGCCCCGUGAAGAGCAGGAGACCUAUAUCAAGCGUCUCGGCGAGCUGGGAUACUGCUGGCAGUUCAUCACCCUCGCCGGUCUGCACACGACCGCGCUCAUCUCACAUCAGUUCGCCAAGGCUUAUGCCAAGAACGGCAUGCGUGCCUACGGCGAGCUGGUCCAGGAGCCUGAGAUGGAGCAAGGCGUUGACGUUGUCACUCACCAGAAGUGGAGUGGUGCCAACUACGUCGACAACCUGCUCAAGAUGGUCUCUGGCGGUGUGAGCAGUACCGCUGCCAUGGGCAAGGGUGUGACUGAGGACCAGUUCAAAAACUGA